AUGCUCUAUGGCGGAAGACUCCAAUUCUCCAGUGGGCUACAACUCAACUUUUUCGCCUACUCUGCACCUUAUCGCGGCGACUGGAUCGCCGUCCAGGACAUAGAUCCCAAAGAGUGGAAGCGAUCUUACGCUGCGAUGCUGGAUUGGGGCCUUAUGCAUGCCAUGGCGUUCGUCGAUACUGUCACUCGAACACUCACAGACUACCCCAGCAUACCCGUGAAGCUCAAGUACCAAGGCAAGGAGCCCAAGGAGUAUGCAGGCAAGGAAAUCACGAAGAAGUUUCUGAGCGGACUGAAGGUCAAUGACUAUAAUAAGACGGCCGGGAAGCCUGAUCCCCGGGCGAUCACUAUGUUCUCACUUACAGGUUUGAAAGCCCAACUCGACAAGGCGAACAGUCGCGCAGACCUGGGAGUGAUGCACAAGCAAUUGUGCACGUGGGACUUUUUGGUGUCGGGCAUCAUUGAGGAUGCAAUAUACAAGGACUUUUUCGUCCGGAAAACCCUGCGCGACUUUCCGCGAGCAAAGCCUCCCACAAAGUGA
Messenger RNA from Cladophialophora psammophila CBS 110553, 540 nucleotides. RefSeq lists its product as uncharacterized. The transcript is spliced from 2 exons. The record is from RefSeq and is a predicted model, not a curated record. Bases 1 to 540 code for a protein of 179 amino acids. Lineage: Eukaryota; Fungi; Ascomycota; Eurotiomycetes; Chaetothyriales; Herpotrichiellaceae.